GGACCCUGUGAAGCCUCCGGCCGGUAUAUUUUUGGUCAAUUAUUAUUGAGCUGUUACAAAAGCUGCAGGUGGUCAGAGAGAGGUUAUAUAUUUGAUAAAGUCACUGCCGAGAGGAUUUGGUAGUAAAAAGCGAAAGAAGACAACAUGGACAGGACGGUCAGCCUUCCCAAUCAGCCCGACAAAACCACCACAGUGACUCUGGUUGAGAGCAGCAGCACCCCCAGCGGGCUGGAACUGGUCAGUUCCUACCAGACCAACAGAGUGGGAGACCCCAUGGACCUAGUGGCCCUGGCAUCUCAAGUGCAGAAGGGAGAUGAAUUCAUUAAAGCCAACGCUUGCAACAAACUGACUGUCAUUGCCGACCAGAUCAGAUACCUACAGGAACAGGCCAAAAAGGUUUUAGAAGAUGCUAAAAGAGAUGCUGACCUCCACCAUGCUGCCUGCAACAUUGUGAAAAAACCAGGCAACAUGUACUACCUCUACCAGAGGCCAUCUGCACAGAAAUACUUCUCCAUCAUCUCUCCUAAGGAAUGGGGUCCAAGUUGCCCUCAUACGUUUGUUGGUGCCUUCAAACUCCAACACGACAUGUCCUGGACUCCUGUAGACGAGGUGGAGAAGAGGGACGCAGAGAUGGCCAUCAUGGACAAACUUCUGAGCCAGCAGACCGCCCUACCACCUUACACAGAACCCAACUUCAAGGGCCUCUCUGAUUAACCGACUGCUGAACUGGACUGACAUUUUAGAAGAACACAUGGUGGAUGCUAACUGUAGUCUUAAUGGACAUUUGGACAGAAAACAAUCCAUACACGGAUUGGAAUCGCUGAUAUCAAAGCAGCCAUCACACAAGUGGUUUGGUUUUAUACACUGGCCUGAGCGCACAAUGCAUUACUACUUACUACCAGCAUUGGUUUUACACCUCAGUUGCUGAUGUUGAAUGUAUACAUACAAAAAAAAAGGUCUCCACUUCCUCCCACUGUACAAAACUGAAGCUAAAAUAUACCAGAUACAGGCGCCACUAUCUAGCCAAUCGUGAGUCAAUCAUGAUAUGUCACUCCGUUUUCAUAGCAUCAAAUAACUACUCUUAUCAGAAAAGAAUUCCACUUGAACAAACAUCGGCAUGAUCAGAACUACCUUAAAUGAAAAAUCUUUGCGGAAAAAUGUAUUUGAGGUGCAAUUGUUUUUUAUUUAAAGUUGUGUUCAUGUCCUAUCCACUAACAUGGAGGGGGUCGGGGUUUAUGACUGUUUCAUCCAAACUGCUGUUUUAGUAUUUCUGUCUUUCAUGUGUUAACCAUGAAAGCUGAGUGACCAGGACGUAUCCUGAGGGCAGAGCGUGUAAUGUGGAGGAGUGUGCAUGAACUGAAUAACUAACUUGACUCACAACUCCUUUUUAAAAAGACACUGCUGUGAACAAUCUUCAGUCACUUUCUGUACUCUGCCGGGAGUGCUGUAAACUGACUCCUUACUUGCAAGUAAAAACGAACUUCAGUGA
This is a messenger RNA of Perca flavescens (yellow perch), 1489 nucleotides long. It is a transcript of the gene c4h1orf50, whose product is annotated as chromosome 4 C1orf50 homolog. The coding region runs from base 145 to 714 and encodes 189 amino acids. Lineage: Eukaryota; Metazoa; Chordata; Actinopteri; Perciformes; Percidae. The transcript has 5 exons. The record is from RefSeq and is a predicted model, not a curated record.